Thelazia callipaeda (thelaziosis nematode) is the source of this 1434-nucleotide messenger RNA. NCBI's taxonomy places the organism in Eukaryota, Metazoa, Nematoda, Chromadorea, Rhabditida, Thelaziidae. The record is from the annotation of a GenBank genome assembly.
AUGGUUUUUCAGAUUCGUUUCGUCCUUUUUCAGUCGCCGAGUAAAGCAUUUAAGAUGCUUCCUCAAAACAGUCUUUCAUUGUAUUUACUUAAUAUUUGGUUUAUCACUGGAGUUAUUACUGCAAUAUGUUUCUCAUUUUCAAUUAUCUUUUAUCUUUCGAGAACUUCUAUAAUGGAAUUAAGCUUAUGGUGGGUUGAAUUUUUUGGGUCAUUUGCUGUGGAUAGUUCGGUUACUUAUGUUCGUCGGCAAGAAGUUACGACAGCUUCAAAACGGUUCGUCGAAUUUGAUGGAAGUUUAGAAUUUGUAAUUCCUGGUUGGAACAUUCCAUGGACGCAGGUGCCACUGUACAUUGUAGUUCUAUUUCUUGCAGCACUCACUCACGAAUUUGGACAUAUGUUAGCUGCAUUAAAUACGAAUGUUCCGGUUUUAAAUAUGGGUUUCGUCUUUCUUGCCAUAUAUAUUGUUGCUUAUGUGGAAAUUGACACUACUGCUUUGCGACGUUUAUCUCUUUUUCAAAAAUUAAAAAUCAGUUGUGCCGGCAUAUGGCAUAAUUUGGUUCUUGCUGUGUUCGCUUACGCACUUUAUAAAGCUUCUCCUUUUUUUUUGUUACCACUUUAUGUAUCGGAUGCAGGAGUCUAUGUUUCAGAUAUUCAAAAGGGUUCUCCAUUAUCUGGUCCAGCUGGUUUGCAAAAAGGCAUCGUUAUCAAUGGCGUAAGCGGUUGCAGUGUCAGUAGUGUCGAUAAUUGGAACGACUGUUUAAUGAAGUUGAGGAGUACUGACUUAGGAUUUUGCGUAUCUAAUACUGUAAUCGCUGAUAAUAUUGCGAAGGAGAUGCAAUUAGUGGAAAAUGAAUUGGAUUGUUGCUAUAAUGCGACAAAGAAUCAUUCUACUUCUUAUAUGUGUUUUUACGUGCGUGAAUGGAUCAACACUACUCAGAGCAGAGGAAAUCAAGAAUUAUUGAAGUAUUUCUCAGCGAAAGAAUGCACUUGUUUACCAUCAAGGUAUGUGGCAGAAUUGCUUUUGUGUAGUUCUAAUGAAGACUGCAUAAAGUUGAAUGAUACAUUGGAAAAGUCAAGUGAGUCAUGCGUUUACCCUGCUCUUCUGGGCAAUAUGUCCCUCAUGAGAAUUUCAAUUAAUGACACAUCACGCGUAGUUCUAUAUGUGGGCUACAUCGAAGAAUUAGAAUGUCACGUAGAAGUAAGCAACUAUGUUCCGAGGUUAUCGUUCGUGCCAGCGCUUAUACCUUAUGUGAUUGAACUCAUGGCUAAAUAUCUUUUUACAUUUUCUUUUGCUUUUGCUGUUAUCAAUGCAGUACCAUGUAUAUAUCUCGAUGGGCAAUAUAUGUGGUCGAAUUUUGUAGAUAUCAUUUUCAGCAGAUUGGGACCAAGGUUCUUGAUCUUUGUGUUGUUUUUUAGAUUGAUGAAUCUCAUCUAA